GAGAGUCACAAUGAGAUUUAGUGGAAUGGAUAUGAAGGGUAUAAAUAUGCUAUUUGCUGCUAUUCCAUCUAUUUGUGCAUCAAGUCCGAAGAAGAUCUCAAUCUAUAAUGAAGAAAUGAUAGUAGCUCGUUGUUUUAUAGGCUUUCUCAUAUUAAGUCGGAAGAGUUUAGGUAAGACUUUCAAAGAAACUCUCGACGGGAGAAUCGAGUCUAUUCAGGAAUCAUUGCAGCAAUUCUUCAAUCCUAACGAAGUCAUUCUGGAGGAAUCCAAUGAACAACAACGAUUACUUAAUCUACGGAUCAGCUUGCGAAUUUGCAGCACCGUAAAAGUAGUAGAAUCAUUACCAGCGGCACGCUGUGCGCCUAAGUGCGAAAAGACAGUGCAAGCUUUGUUAUGCCGAAACCUAAAUGUCAAGUCAGCAACACUUCUAAAUGCCACUUCUUCCCGUCGCAUCCGUCUUCAGGACGAUAUAGUCACAGGUUUUCACUUUUCAGUGAGUGAAAGAUUAGUAUCCGGGUCUACAACUUUGGUAGAAGCUUCUACCGUAGAACAAAUUCGAGAGGCCUUCUUAUUAGAACCCAGAGACCUAAUUCGAGAAGGCUUUAUAGUCCUCAGAAAGGUGAGGGUGGGGGGUAUCCCCGGGACCUGUGGAGACGGGGUGGGCCUGUAGCUCUGAGGAUUAGAGCACGUGGCUAC
This is a messenger RNA of Zea mays, 696 nucleotides long. RefSeq names its product ATP synthase protein MI25. The transcript has a single exon. The coding region runs from base 11 to 670 and encodes 219 amino acids. The record is from RefSeq and is a predicted model, not a curated record. Gene Ontology annotation, molecular function: proton transmembrane transporter activity. Gene Ontology annotation, biological process: proton motive force-driven ATP synthesis. Lineage: Eukaryota; Viridiplantae; Streptophyta; Magnoliopsida; Poales; Poaceae.